AUGUCGUCGUUAUUACGACUUCCUACGCUUGAUCGACCAUAUCUGGGCCUCACCAAGAGGUUUAGUCUACUCUCCACAAACACAGCUUCCUCCACAUACGAUGAGUUCACCUCGAGUACCGUCUCACUCACCACGCUUCCGUCCUUGGAGCGGCUAGAAAGCGAUGACUUCCUGAAUAUGUUUGAUGAUGCCACCAUACAAGCAAGUCGACUACAGGAACUGUCAACAAAUCCAUCUCUUCAAGAGCCUCCAUCCACUCCAACGACGACUCGCUUCCCCGAGCUGCACGGUACACCUGUUCAACGGUUUGAGCUUGCGCCAACAUCGACGUCCCCUCGAGUCCUGCGACGUAAGAAUAUGAAGAUUGCUGCGUUGAGCGAGCAGGAUCAGGUUGGCUAUAGAUCCAGCGUGUCCUCCUCAAUCCCUUCAACAAAAUUGAGUAAUGCCUCCUCCUGUAUGUCACGGCGAUCCUCAAAGUCUAGUCAAACAGAAGACCUGUCUUCGUCCGACUAUUCUGCAAAGGAGUCGGACAAAGAGAAUGCGUUACACGAAAGGCUGAAGAGACGUACGAGAGGGAAGAGUAUCAGCUUUGGAAGUAUGGCAGGUCUCAAGGCCAGAUCAGAAACUUCUCUGCCUGUGGUGUAUAGAGACGAACCGCGUAGAAAUCGCCAGGGACAGAGACCGUCGAGUCGGGGCGAGAGACUAGGUCGAGCCAUGGCAGACAGCACGAGCCCUCCACAGACACCAAAGUCGUCGACUACAAUCCAUGUCCGCCAGGAACGGCAUAUCAGUAAUACUUCUGCUCCCCGAAAAUCGUCACCCAGCUCUCCAAAGACAGUGCGUCCGAGCAAGUCAGCAGUACCUUCUGUGGUAGACAACGUUGACUAUGUCAGGAUGAGUAUCAUGUCACAUCUUGAACACAUCGAUGAUCUGCAAGCUUGUGCUCAGGUCAGUUGGGAUUUCUACGUGACGUUUCAGAAAUACGAGACUAUGCUUGUGGAUUCUGUUUUGUACCGCCAAUCACCAGCCGCUUGGGAACUUCGAUACUCGGUAAGACAUCUUGAAAAACCGAGCCCGUUUCGUCUGCGAUCUGUGUUGAGGGAUUACGCGACUGUCCAAGCUCUAGAGGACUUCAUUGUCUGGCGCUGCCAAUUCAUAUUGCGACCCCAAUCGCUUGCUGCUUUGCUAGGUGAUGAACCUAACAGAAAAGCAGAACUCGAGGACGCGGUUUGGUUAAUCUGGUGCUUCUGCAACGCUUUCGGGAAGACUUCAGCGUCUGAUGCUACGCUGUCAAAACAGGCACAAUGGCUUAACGGGGGCGUCACUCAAUAUGGUCAAUCUUCCACCAGGUCAGAUUACUUCAGACCAGCAUGUACUAUGAAGCAGUUGGAAGAUAUGAGUGAGCUCUGGAGAUGCUUAGAGAACCUACUGUCAGGCUUCAGAGGUCGGGAAGACGAGGCACGCCAGGCAGGCAUUUUCGACAAUGCGAAAGAGGCGAAAGUCUCUGAUAGCGUCCUGCUCAGUGCCUGGAUACAUGACAUCUUAUCUCUCGGACCUAAAGCUGUUCUUACACUGUCGUCGUGCGACUUUGAGCAGGCCAAAGUUCUUGGCAUAACAAGGUGGUCUCCACCUACGAAAGGUAGGAGUCGUGCGACUUUUCUCAAAGCCGCUGUCGAGGACGUCUACCGCGAAAGGUUGAUGAAACAGGCACGUCAAAAGGCUCAAGACUACAGGAAAAGUGUCCAGCAUAGCCACAAACGCAGCUCUUCCGAUCCGGCUCAUGCUGUAAUAAACGGACCGUUACAUUCGAUGCAGGCGCACAGACAGUCGCUACGAGUUGAUACACGACAAACAAAUAGGCAAUCGAUGUCUCUGCAAGGCUUUCCUUCGAUAAAUGAACGUAUUGACAUUCGACCUGAUUGCGACCCAUUGUCCCCAGUCAAUUCCACACCUAUACCGUCAACAAACUCAAACCCUAUGCUCUUCUCUCCGCUGUCAUUGACAAAGAAUGUGAGCGCAAAAUUAGGACCGACACUCUUCCCAAUGCAGAACAGAGAUCAGUCGCAGAGAUAUUCCGUAUCUGCUGUCAGGACAUCAUCGAACAGUGGCGGAGAGCAAGCAACAGACGUGAUAGACCCGACAGACAAAGCCGUGGCCCUUUUGGUGCAAGAUAUGGGGUUUCCAGAGUUGGAGGCAAAACGAGCGCUGGCCAUGAGCGAUACAGGCUCCGGGAUCAGUGUAGAACGUGCUAUUGAGUUAAUGGCCGCAGGAGUGCAGAGACCCCUGAUAUCUCGAGAGCCGGCGGUAUGCGAGUUACCUGCUGCAGUGGGCAACGCACGUUUGACGCGCAAAUCCAGCAAGCGAGAAGUAUGUGAAGGACACUGCAAACCACUUUUGCUCGUUGAAUCGAGAAGAGAUCGUGUCAGUGGGUUAGGCAUGGUCAAGCGAGGCCUGAGCUACCGUAUGAGUUUUAGAAAGAGCAAUCGUCUGAGUAUGAUUCCUGACGACGAAGAAACACCUCCAAACAGCCCAGCAAGAUCUAACGCCUCAAGCAAUUACACCACACGAAAUCGGGAUUUAGCACUGUCUCAAUUAGCAUCAUCGACAGUGUCAGUCUUGACAGCGCCACUAUUCACGGAAGAUUCAUCGUCAGCCACGCAGAAAUCUAAUAUUGUCUUGGCGCCGAUCGCUGAUCAAGCCCCCGUGUCACCCAUUGUACCGGCAGCACCGUAUUGGCUCAGGACAGACACGAAUAGUGCCGUCAACGUCCAUGCACAUCUCGAAGGCAGCGUUCCAUAUUCUGAAAUUCCUCCGAAACCACGCAUCACCUUACAGAGAGUCGGCACCGGAGUUCGAAAAUCUGGCUGGGCACUUCCUGGCAGAAGAAAGGCACAAAAUACACCGCCUGAAAUCAUUGGAUAUGCAUAUUAG
Molecule: messenger RNA, 2931 nt
Organism: Lithohypha guttulata
Lineage: Eukaryota; Fungi; Ascomycota; Eurotiomycetes; Chaetothyriales; Trichomeriaceae
Exons: 1
Coding region: 1-2931 (976 amino acids)
Source: RefSeq, a predicted model, not a curated record